AUCACUUCAUGAAGCCACAUCGAUAAUCACCUUCAGCUUGUAACCCUAUACUUACUACAUGCUUCCCUUCUACAUAGGUAUAUAGUAAGGUUGAAGUGAAAGCAGACGUGCCAUUGCCUACCUAGAAAAUCGGUAACCGGAGAGAAUCGUGCUUGGGGACUCUGCAAGACAUGGCUAAGGAUCCAUAUCUAGGACGCGUGAUUACGGCCUUCGAGGGCGGCAUCACUACACGUGUGAUCACCCAUCCUUCUCAUCCCGACCGCGUAUUCGCCUACGAGGUGACGUUCCUGCUUCAGCACCCACGUGUUGUUGCUGUUGCGUCGCAGAAGCCGCCCUUACACUUCCACCCUCACCAGGAAGAGUACCUCCAGGUGCUUGAAGGACGCUUAGCAUUCGAGAUCGAAGGCAAGGAGCGUAUUCUUAGUCCCGAAGAUGGGGAAGUUGGCGUUCGCCCGUGGACGAACCAUAGGCUAUACUCGCCGGUGUCUAAGGGUACCGAGAGCGAUUCGAAGGUGACGAGGUUCUUGCUUUCGGCAGAUAACACGCCCGAGCUGUUCAGGCUUGAUACGGUCUUCUUUGAGAAUUGGUAUGCCUACCAGGAUCAGAUCGUCGUGAAGGGCGAGAAGAUAGAUCUUGUUCAGGUAAUGAGUAUGUUCGACGCAGGCGGUUCUUACCUGUCACUCCCACGAUGGAUACCAUUCAGUAGGACGAUAGCACGAGGAUUGGGGAUUCUGGUAGGUAGAUGGAUAGGAGGUAUUCUGGGAUAUAGGCCAUUCCAUCGUAAAUGGACGACAGACUGGGAGUUUGCAUGCCGGAAGAUGGAAAUGUCAAUCUUCCAGAGACGCUUCACAGAUCGAUCCAAGACGGAGUAGAGUCUGAUAGAUUCAGAAAGAA
This is a messenger RNA of Annulohypoxylon maeteangense, 894 nucleotides long. RefSeq lists its product as uncharacterized. The transcript has 3 exons. Lineage: Eukaryota; Fungi; Ascomycota; Sordariomycetes; Xylariales; Hypoxylaceae. Bases 171 to 872 code for a protein of 233 amino acids. The record is from RefSeq and is a predicted model, not a curated record.